This is a messenger RNA of Thunnus maccoyii (southern bluefin tuna), 5505 nucleotides long. RefSeq names its product death-associated protein kinase 1 (gene dapk1). NCBI's taxonomy places the organism in Eukaryota, Metazoa, Chordata, Actinopteri, Scombriformes, Scombridae. Gene Ontology annotation, molecular function: protein serine/threonine kinase activity; ATP binding; protein binding. The record is from RefSeq and is a predicted model, not a curated record. The transcript has 26 exons. The coding region runs from base 305 to 4651 and encodes 1448 amino acids. Gene Ontology annotation, cellular component: nucleus; cytoplasm. Gene Ontology annotation, biological process: positive regulation of apoptotic process; intracellular signal transduction; protein phosphorylation.
GCCAGGACCAGACUGCCUUACAUUGUUAACGUUGAUUUCUCUCUUUCAAGCCAGCAUUUUGUCUUCCGUGAGCCAAACCUGGGUCACAGGCUCCCACAAAAACGCAUGAAAUCUCGGCUACAUUUGGCUGCAGGGACACACACCGGCAUACUCCCUAACAUGAGGAGGAUUGUUGGCCGUAACCCUGCCCAGACCGGAGGCUGCUGGUAGGGAUGGUGCCGCUGUGAAGAGCCGGUGUGCCGUUACGGAGGACAAGCCUGUGGUCGGUGGGGGGGGGAAACAGGAGGAAGAGUGCCUGGACAACAUGACUGUUUUCAACCAGGAAAAUGUUGAGGAAUUUUAUGAAAUUGGAGACGAACUGGGGAGCGGUCAGUUCGCGGUGGUCAGAAGAUGUCGGCACAGGAUCACAGGCGUGGAGUACGCCGCCAAGUUCAUCAAGAAGCGGCGCAGCAAGUCCAGUCGACGAGGGGUGACGAGGGAAGACAUCGAGCGCGAGGUGAACAUCCUGAAGGAAAUCCAGCACCCCAACAUCAUCACGCUGCACGAAGUCUUCGAGAACAAGGCCGAGGUCAUCCUGAUCCUGGAGCUUGUGGCCGGUGGUGAGCUCUUCGAUUUUCUGGCAGAGAAGGAGUCGCUGAGCGAGGAGGAAGCCACUCAGUUCCUAAAGCAGAUCCUGGACGGAGUCUACUACCUGCACUCCAAACAAAUCGCUCAUUUUGACCUUAAGCCGGAGAACAUCAUGCUGCUGAGCCGCUCAGUGCCUCACCCGCGUAUCAAGAUCAUUGACUUUGGCCUGGCCCACAAGAUUGAUUUUGGAAAUGAUUUUAAAAACAUUUUUGGAACUCCAGAAUUUGUAGCCCCUGAAGUAGUCAACUAUGAACCUUUGGGCUUGGAGGCAGACAUGUGGAGUGUCGGUGUGAUAACCUACAUUCUUCUGAGCGGUGCGUCUCCCUUCCUGGGUGACAACAAGCAGGAGACGCUGGCCAACGUGUCGGCCGUCGACUACACGUUUGACGAGGACUUCUUCAGCAACACCAGCAUCCUGGCCAAAGACUUCAUAGCAAGGCUCCUUAUCAAAGACCCCAAAAAGAGAAUGACGAUUCAGGACAGUCUCCUGCACCCCUGGAUCAAGCCAAAAGAUACUCAGCAAGCUCUGAGCAGAAAGGAAUCGGCUGUCAACAUGGAAAAGUUCAAGAAGUUUGCAGCUCGAAGAAAAUGGAAACAAUCCGUCCGACUUAUCUCCUUAUGCAACCGCCUGUCCCGCUCCUUCCUGUCCAGAAGCAACAUAAGUGUGGCGCGCAGCGAUGACACGUUGGAUGAGGAAGACUCCUUUGUGAUGAAGGCCAUCAUCCAUGCCAUAAACGAUGACAACGUUCCCGGUCUGCAGCAUCUGCUCGGCUCCUUGAACAGUUACGACGUCAACCAGCCCAACAAGCACGGGACUCCCCCCCUCCUGAUCGCAGCAGGCUGUGGCAACAUCCAGAUCAUCGAGGUGCUGAUGAGAAAAGGUGCAGAGAUCCAGGCCCAUGACAAGAGUGGAGCCAACGCUAUCUACUACGCAGCGAGACAUGGCCAUGUGGAGACCCUGAAAUUCCUCCAUGAAAAGAAAUGUACUCUGGAUGUCCAAGAUAAGUCUGGGGAGACUGCUCUUCACGUGGCGGCUCGCUACGGCAACGUGGAUGUGGUGAGCUACCUCUGCAGCAUCCAGGCCAACCCGGAUCUCCCCGACAGGGAGCAGGAGACUCCGCUCCACUGUGCUGCCUGGCACGGAUACUCCACAGUAGCCCGAGCGCUCUGCCAGGCCGGCUGCCAUGCGGACGCGAAAAACCGCGAGGGGGAGAGUCCGCUGCUUACUGCGUCUGCUCGGGGCUUCGUAGACAUUGUGGAGUGCCUGGUGGAGCACGGGGCCAAUCUGGAAGCUACUGACAAGGACGGCCACACAGCCCUCCACCUGGCCGUACGGAGGUGUCAGGUCGAAGUGGUCCGCUGCCUUCUGAGACACCACUGCCACCUGGACCAGCAGGAUCGCCAUGGCAACACGCCGCUGCACAUCGCCUGUAAGGACGGCAACCUGCCCGUCGUCAUGGCAAUCUGCAGCGCUAAAGCCAGCCUCGACCUCCCCAACAAGUAUGGCAGGACUCCCCUCCACCUGGCGGCUAACAAUGGCAGUCUUGAGGUCAUCCGACAUCUCUGCCUGGCUGGAGCCAACAUUGACGCUGUCACCAACGAUGGAAAGACAGCAGAGGAUCUGGCUUCCACUGAUCAACAUGAACAUAUAGUUGCAUUAUUGGGCAAACUUAAAAAGGACAACCACAAACUGAGCUACAUCCAACAGCUGCGUCCCACCCAGACCGUCCAGCCCAGGAUCAAGCUGAAGCUGUUCGGACACUCUGCGUCAGGGAAGAGCACCCUGCUGGAGUCUCUGAAAUGCGGCAUCCUGCGCAGCUUCUUCAGGAGGAGGAGGACACGCAUGACGAACACGGCCCGCCACCCAAACUCCCCCAUCAACUCCAAACCUGCCGUGUCGGUGAGCAUUUCCAACCUGUAUCCAGGCUGUGAGAACGUGAGCGUGCGGAGUCGCAGCAUGAUGUUUGAGCCCAGUCUGACCAAAGGCGUCCUGGAGGUCUUCUCUCCCGUCCACAGCGCUCUGUCCGCAGCCGACGAACAGGCCACGAAGGCCGUCGACAUCCAGCACGCCAGCAUCCAUGGUGUGGGGGAUUUCAGCGUGUGGGAGUUUUCUGGGAAUCCGGUUUAUUACUGCUCCUAUGACUAUUUUGCGGCCAACGACGUCACGGCAAUCCAUGUGGUCCUGUUCAGCCUGGAGGAGCCGUACGAGACCCAGCUGGGCCACAUCACCUACUGGCUCAACCUGCUGAAGGUCCUCACCCUGCCCCAGGACAACAUCGCUUUCGGGGGUCGGAUCCAGCAGCCUCUUGUGGUCGUCCUGGUGGCGACACACGCUGACCUCGCUGACGUUCCCAGAGCUUUCUCUGGAGAAUUCAGCUACGACAAGGAGAGAGUGCUGCUCAAGGAAGUCAGGAACAGGUUUGGAAAUGACCUGCAGAUCAGUGACAAACUGUUUGUGAUGGACGCUGGAGCUUCAAACUCCAGAGACAUGAAGCUGCUAAGGAGUCAUCUUCAAGAACUUCGCACCAACAUCAUCUCUAGGUGUAGUCCGAUGACGUUGCUGUCGGAGCGUUUGCUGACGACCCUGCCGACCUGGAGGAAGCUGAGCGGACCCAACCAGCUGACGUCAUGGCAGCAGUUUGUCAGCGACGUUCAGGAGCACAUCAACCCGCUGGUCAGCCAGGAUCACCUCCGCACGCUGGCCCUGCAGCUUCACAGCAUGGGAGAGAUCAACAUCAUGCAGAGUGAGACUGUACAGGACGUGGUUCUGUUGGAGCCUCGCUGGCUCUGCAGCAACGUGCUUGGCAAGCUGCUGUCUGUGGAGACACCCAAGGCCAUCCACCACUACAGGGGGCGCUACAGGCUGGAGGAGGUGCAAGCACUGGCGCCUGAAAGUGACGUGGACGAGCUGCUGCAGAUUCUGGACGCAAUGGACGUCUGCGCCCGUGACGCCACCAACCCCUCCAUGGUGGAUGUUCCCGCACUCAUCAAGACAAGCGGCCUCCACCGCUCGUGGACCGAAGAGGAAGAAGAGGAGUCGCUGAUCUACGGAGGGGUCCGACUCGUCCCCGCAGAGCACCUUACCCCCUUCCCCUGCGGCCUGUUUCACAAGCUGCAGGUGAACCUGUGUCGCUGGAGCCACCAGCAGAAGCCCGAGGAGGAGAGCGGAGAGGAUAUCGAUGGAGACAUCCACCUGUGGACCAACGGAGCCAAGGUGAGCCAGGCGGCAGUUGAGGCCAUGAUCCUGCUGGUCAACCACGGCCAGGGGGUGGAGAUCCAGGUGCGUGGUCAUGACUCAGAGCGGGCCAAGUGCUACACCCUGUUGGACACCAUCUGUAGUAUAACAGAGAACCUGCUGGCCUCCACCCUCCCUGGACUGCUCACAGCCAAAUACUACCUAAGUCCUCAGCAGCUGCGGGAACAUCACGCCCCCAUCAUGAUCUACCAACCCAAAGAUUUCUUACGGGCCCAAGUUCAGCGGGAAACCUCGCUCACAAACACCAUGGGCGGCUACCGCGAGAGCUUCAGCAGCAUCCUGGCUUUCGGCUGCGCUGAGGUCUACCAGCAAGGGACUCUGGGAACGGACAUCCACAUAUCAGAAGUCCCCCUGUUGGCUCGCAGGAAGCUCUGCCGCAUGCUGGACCCUCCGGACGCUCUGGGGAAAGACUGGUGCCUGCUGGCCAUGAACCUCGGCCUCACAGACUUGGUGGCCAAACACAGCAACGGGACUCCCAACGGCACCCCUGAGCUGGACUCAGGCCCGGACUCCCAGCAGGCCGCGCUGCAGCCCAGCCCGACGGCGGCGCUGCUGCAAGAGUGGAGCGGGCAAGCCGACAGCACGGUGGGCGUGCUGAUGGCCAAGCUGAGGGAGCUCGGCCGCCGAGACGCCGCAGACUUCCUGCUCAAAGCUUCUCCUGUUUUCAGAGUCAACAUGGAGGCGGUGGCGGGGGCCGCCAACAGCUACCCCGCCACCUGCAACGGAGGCACAUCGUACAACUCCAUCAGCUCCGUCAUCUCCCGCUGAACUUAACAGGGUCGGCUUUCUGUCCUCGCCAAACGUCAGAAUAGUUAGUCUGAGGUGACAUUUUCCCGAUACAGGACGGUCACAGACUUACGUGUGAACGAACAUGAAGUGCAAUCCUACCAGAGAGUCCAGCUGCUCGUUCCUUAAUCACUCCAUUAAGUUGGUGUAUGAACCAGCGGAUGUUGUGUUUGUGCUCUCCACACCUGUACAGCUGAUCUUUCCUUCCACUAUGAAUGUUGUGAAAGAGCUGAUUGUCCUGAGCUCCAAAGAGGAAUUCUGUGCUCGACUGAUAUUUUUUUUUUGUUCUUAAUCUUGUUGUGCUGCUUUUUAAUAUUCCCUCCCUCCGUACUCUACUGCACACUCACUCUUCUUACAGCGAACAGUCGGAAAGUUUGGAAAAGAUACUUUUUUUUUUUUUUUUUUUAAACGAUCAACUCUACUUGCAGGAGUGGACGUGGUUUAAAAAAAAAAGACAGCAGCCUCAUGUUUGGACCUUCUUCAUAUCCGUCCUCCAGUACAAAACUGAGGACUUUAUUAUUUUAUUAUCAGUACAUGUAGGAGGCUGUCAUCUUUACCCGCUCCAUCCAUCAGUUACGUAUAAUGAUAUCGCCAUCCUUGCUUCUGUUUUACUGAUGUGACAUGUGGGCGUUCAAAUAACAGCAUUUUUUUCAGAGUGCCUUUGUGGCCUUCUACCUCCCUCAAGAGCACAAAUAGUCUUGUUAAUAUAAAACAGUAGAUCUUUCCAAACAUUUGAAGAACUGUGCCUUUUUGACACAAAUGAUAAAAAAUGAAUUUCAAUCAAGCCUAACGAGCAGGCAGGCUGUCUUUCGGUGACAUUGACGCAGAAAAGGCCA